Molecule: messenger RNA, 2778 nt
Organism: Miscanthus lutarioriparius
Lineage: Eukaryota; Viridiplantae; Streptophyta; Magnoliopsida; Poales; Poaceae
Source: the annotation of a GenBank genome assembly
AUGCCGCAAGCCAAGCUUGCUACCACCGAUCACACAACUCCCAACAACAGCCAAAAUGCUCCUCCUACCAAUCAGAAUAAACAAGAAGUCACGUUGGAGCUCCGGAAGUACAUCCUGCUGCUGGCCUCGCUGGUGGCCACGGUGACCUAUGCCGCCGGGUUCAGCCUGCCGGGGGGCGUCUGGCAGGACACGACCGCCGACCACCUCGCCGGGGACCCCAUCAUCCGGGACACCCACCACAAGCGGUACGUGGCCUUCUUCUACUGCAACGCCACCGCGUUCGCCGCGUCGCUCGUGGUCAUCGUCCUCGUCCUCAUCCUCGCCUCCCUGGACGACAAGGAGAGCUCCACCAACUCCUGGAUCGUCAGCCAGUACAGAAACCACCCCAGGCUCGCCGUUCGGCCGCUGCAGCUGGUCAUGGUGGUGGACCUGCUCAGCCUCAUGGGAGCCUACGCCGCCGGCACCUGCCGGGACACAUUCACCACCGUCUACUCCUCGGUGCUGGUGGGCAUCGUCUUCUUCUACCUCGUUGGUCAGGUGGCGGUGGCCUCGUGCUUCACCGACACCGGCUUCGGCGGCAUGCACGAAGGCCAAGUCGAAGGAAACCCCAACUCCGGUUCCGGCGGUGGCGUGCCCGAAUCCGAAGCCAUCGAAAAAGAAGAAGAACGGCAGAAGGCGAAAAAAAGGUUCCGCAAGGUCAAGGUCCUGAUGGCGCUUGCUUCAGUGUCCAACAAGGUCGAACAAGACAAGGCGAAACAACGGUUCCGCAAGGUCCUGAUGCUUCUCGCUACGUUCGCCGUGAGCAUCACGUACUUGGCCGGGCUGAGCACACCGGGGGGCUUCUGGGACAGCACCGGCGCUGGUCACCGCCCCGGAGACGCCAUCCUCAAGGACCGUCACAACACGCGCCUGGCAGUAUUCUUCGGCUUCAACACCACGGCAUUCGUCGCGUCACUGCUCAUCAUCGUGGUGCUUCUGGACACGAAGCUCCGCGAGAUCAAUGCCUACGGGUUCAUCGUCGUCGCGCUCGUCAGCCUCAUCGGCGCCUACAACGCCGGCAGCUGCAGGCAGACUGACACCACCGUCUACGUGUUCAGCCUGAUAGCUGCCGUUUUGCUGUGCAUUUUGUUGCUCCUAUGGGUUACAAGAGCCUUCAAGUUGUUGGAAGAGCCACCAACACCAUCAACACGGCCAGCAGUGCCGCAAGCGCAACAAGCAAUGAUGGGAGCAAGUGAUGGUCGGGAGAACGCGAAUGGCAGGGAGAGUAAAACAGAGAAGGGGAAAGCAGCAGACAAGGCUCGCUCUCUUGUCCUGCUGCUCGCCACUCUGGCGGCGACAAUCACCUACCAAGCGGGGCUGGACCCGCCGGGCGGCGUCUGGCAGGACAACAGCGGUGGCCACACGGCCGGCGACCCGAUCCUCCUGACGACGAAUCACCGGCGGUACAAGGCUUUCUUCUACUGCAACUCGGUGUCCCUGGUGGCGUCCCUGGUCGCCAUCGUCCUGGUCCAGGAGAAAUUUCUGCUCAACCACCACGUGCUGGAGGCGGUCAUGAUACUGGACCUCUUCGGCCUCAUCGGCGCCUACGCGGCGGGGAGCUGCCGGGACGUGAACACCUCCAUCCACGCCAUGGCGUUGGCUGGCGCCGUCCUUGUAUACGUGGUCAUCCACGUCAUCUUCAUCACGCUGGACGACGACACGCGCGCAAGGAGCGAGAGUGACAAGGAAAAGGACAAUGAGUUGGUGGAGAAGACACGCAAGCGGCUGCUCCUCUUCGCCAUCUUGGCGGCGACCAUCACCUACCAAGCCGGCCUCACUCCGCCAGGGGGGUUCCUGCUCCAGGACGACCAGUCUGGGCACCACGCCGGUGACCCGGUCCUCCUGUACAACUUCCCGCGCCGCUACAAGGCCUUCUUCUACUGCAACUCGGUGAGCUUCAUGCUGUCCAUCGCCCUCAUCCUCCUCCUCGUCAACCCCAAGCUGUACAGGCCAGCCAUACGGACGCACGCACUGUCCGUGUGCACGGCGGUAGGCUUGUUUGGCCUCAUGGGCGCCUACGCCGCCGGAAGCACGCAGCAUUUGAAGACAUCCAUCUACAUAUUCGCGUUGGUAGCAGUGGUCAUUUUCUUCAUAAUCCUGCUGUUCCUGGUGUUUUGGUUUACGGGCUGCAGCACCAGCACAACUCCACAAGGAGCAGCAGUGGAGACCAGCAACAGCAACGCUACUACUGGUACUACUUCACAAGGACCAGGAAUAGAGACCAACAGUACACAGAAGAAAAAGAAGAGAGUACAUGCCAAGCGCAAGUACCUCAUGUUGCUAGGGAUCCUUGUGGCAAGUGUCACCUACCAGGCUGGCCUACAGCCGCCAGGCGGAGCUUGGCAGAGCAGCAGUGGAGGGUACGAGGCCGGCAACCCAGUGAUGCACGACAACAGGAGGCCCCGGUACCUGGCUUUCUUCUACAGCAACUCCACUUCGUUCAUGGCGUCCAUUGUGGUCAUCCUUCUCCUCCUGGUACCGAAGAAGCUAUUUGACGAUAAGACAUGGCACAGGAGGUGGCUUGUGGUGAUGAACACUGCAAUUGUGCUGGAUCUGCUUGGCCUCCUGGGUGCCUACGCAGCCGGCUCAAGCAGGCGGUGGAAGACAUCUGUGUAUGUGUUGCUGCUGGUUGUAGGCGUGCUGGGCUACAUGGGAUUCCAUCUCCUCCUGGCUGGCAUCAUCAGAAACAGGAAUGGUCAGAGGACAAAUCCCCAAGCAAUUGAUACUCCUUCAGUCUAG